Messenger RNA from Penicillium brevicompactum, 2394 nucleotides. Its product is annotated as acetyl/propionyl/methylcrotonyl-CoA carboxylase subunit alpha. The record is from RefSeq and is a predicted model, not a curated record. The coding region runs from base 1 to 2394 and encodes 797 amino acids. The transcript is spliced from 2 exons. Gene Ontology annotation, molecular function: ATP binding; metal ion binding; methylcrotonoyl-CoA carboxylase activity. Gene Ontology annotation, cellular component: mitochondrion. NCBI's taxonomy places the organism in Eukaryota, Fungi, Ascomycota, Eurotiomycetes, Eurotiales, Aspergillaceae.
AUGACUGUCAGUUACACAAAUGGCGAUGCAUCAGUUACUCGCAAACCUUUGUUUGUCGCCGAACCACCAUUGGGAAAAGAUGGCAGACCAAUUAUCCAGAAAGUCUUGAUUGCCAACCGUGGAGAAAUCGCCUGUCGCAUCAUUCAGACCUGCCGCAAACUAAACAUUGAAUCAGUAGCCGUCUAUGUGGAAGAAGAUGCAUCAUCCCGUCAUGUUCAAGAUGCAGAUGAAGCUAUCAACCUCGGUAGCAUUGACAACAGUAGUCGCAACCCAUUUCUUGAUAUAGAUCUGCUGGUCCAAACAGCCGUUUCAGCCAACGCUCAAGCCAUCCAUCCGGGAUAUGGGUACUUGAGCGAAAAUGCAGACUUUGCACAACGUGUCCACGAAGCAGGGCUCAUCUUUAUCGGCCCGAGCCCCAGUGCAAUGUCUACCCUCGGUGACAAGAGAUCAUCCAAAGAGUAUCUGCGCUUGCAUGCCCCUGAUGUCCCACUUAUUCCUGGGUUCUCGGGAUCAAGCCAGGACGCAGAAGCCUUGAGGAAAGUGGCUGCCGAGAUUGGAUUCCCGGUUAUGCUGAAGGCAUCGGCCGGCGGAGGUGGAAAGGGUAUGCGCAUUGUUCGAGAAGCGGGUCAACUCAAGGAUGAACUGGAACGAGCUCAAUCCGAGGCUCGUCGCUCCUUUGGGUCAGAUGACUGCAUCCUAGAGAAAUUCAUUGAGAGCAGCAAGCAUGUGGAGAUCCAGAUUAUGGGUGACUCAACCGGACAUGUAGUCUCAUUUCUGGAUCGGGAUUGCUCGGUGCAACGAAGGCAUCAGAAGGUCAUUGAAGAGACACCUUGCCCAUUCCUCACGGAGGAGACUCGACAAAAGAUGAGCACCACUGCAGUCAGAGUCGCAGAAUUGAUUGGAUAUGAGAAUGCCGGUACUGUUGAGUUUGUGGUUGAUAUCAAGACGCAUCAGUUCUACUUCCUGGAAGUCAACGCCCGUCUCCAGGUUGAGCAUCCAAUCACCGAAGAAGUCACCGGAGUCGAUCUAGUCGCUUUGCAACUUUUUGUCGCAGCCGGAGGCAGUUUGAAGAGUCUACCCCAACUGCAGAAUGUGACUCAGCGUGGACACGCAAUCGAGUGCCGAUUUUGCGCCGAAAACCCGGAGAAAGACUUCUUCCCAGAACAUGGCAGAGUCCACCUUUGGUUGCCGGCUGGUGGGUCUUUAGCACCAAGCCGAGAUAUUCGUUAUGAAACGGCUAUCCAGACUGGGUCCUCCGUAUCCAUCUAUUUUGAUUCCAUGAUUGCCAAGCUUGUCGUCUGGGCUCCAACACGAGCGCUUGCUAUCGAGAAGAUGGUCAAAGUUUUGGCCCAAACUGCAUGCGUUGGUGUGAAGACCAAUCAGCUCUUCAUGCAAUCCUGCCUAUUGAAUCCGGCGUUCCGCGAUCCCGCAUACACGACGGCGUUCAUUCCCACGCAUCUGGGUGAGCGUUUCCGAGUUCCUGCGAUCCCAGGUUUACCAGAGUAUGAGAAACUUGCCGCCAUCAUUCCAAGCUUGGUGAUUCGUCGGUUGCCAGACCAUGCCACCCCAUUGUCGCGUCCAAAGCCUCUUCGGAAUGUUCGUAUGCAAUUCCGAAAUCAAAGAUUCGAUCCAGUGAAUAUUCAUUGCGACGUGGUGACAACAACCAGUUGGCCAAAAAAGUCUAGCGAAGAGUUAGACUCAACACCAUCACAACAGAUUAUGUGCAUUUGGAAAGCAAUAGAAGCAGGAUCAUCAUCAGCCACCGAGGAAGUAUACCUAUUUUCGGUUCCCGAUAACAGAAGCCCCAAGAGCGAGGAGCUAUCGGCAGCGGCAGAGAUCUCCGCCCAGUAUAACGAGAUCAGCCAGGCGCUGCGAAGUGGCAAAGCAACGUCCUCGCCUGUUCAAAAGGUGCAGGUUGUUUCAUGGCGACCCGCAGAAGGCAAUCCCGCUCAGCCAGAUUCCUGGCUUGCGUCAACCAUUGAAAUCUCGGUCAAUGGAUCCAAGCUCACCGCUCAUGUAGCCAUCCCGUCAACCCGGGCGCAUACAUUAGUGGGUCAAGUUGAUUGUGGCCAGCAGAUUCACUGCCAUCUUCCCGCUCUCGGCACUCAUGUAGAAUUUCGACGCGAUACUUUGCUUUCCUUUGCGGAAAGUAAACGAUCGGCGAAGGCAAGUCAGGGGUCCGAGCAGAAGACUGUUGCGGCACCUAUGCCAUGCAAGGUGCUCUCGGUGUUGAGAAAGAAUGGAGAUGAAGUCAAGUCGGGGGACUCAGUCAUGGUAAUUGAGAGUAUGAAGAUGGAGGUCAAUAUCUCCGUGGCGGCCUCUGGGAAAUUCCAGACAGAUUGGAAGGUCGGAGACGCAGUGGAGGAAGGGAAGGUACUUUGUUCAAUUGUUUAG